Molecule: messenger RNA, 1194 nt
Organism: Gaeumannomyces tritici R3-111a-1
Lineage: Eukaryota; Fungi; Ascomycota; Sordariomycetes; Magnaporthales; Magnaporthaceae
Exons: 4
Coding region: 1-1194 (397 amino acids)
Molecular function (GO): protein binding
Source: RefSeq, a predicted model, not a curated record
AUGGCGGAGCCAGCAUACAGCCCGCUCGCGCAGCUGCUCACAGACGCCACAUUCUCGGACCUCACCGUCACCUGCGCGGGCGGGACGACCUUCCGUCUGCACCGCGUCAUCGUCGGCGCUCACUCCGAGUACUUCUCCAAGGCAUGCGCGGGGCCCUUCUUGGAAGCUUCCUCGGGACAAAUCGACCUACCCGAUGUGGACCCAGAAGACUUCAAGAAGCUCGUGGACUUCGUGUAUACGGGCACGUACACCGACUACUUCACUCCAGUCCCGCAUCGCAGUGUAUCACGCAAGGCCGACGCAAGCGCUUCCAUAUCCGCGACGGUGAGAGGGCUGCGUGGGAAAUCACUUGGCCGCAAGCCAAAGCUGUUCCCGGCAGUGAAAGGGCUGCGUGGGAAACCACUUGACCGCAAGCCAAAGGCAAUCGCGGCGGUGACAGGGCCGCCUGAGGAACCACCUGACCGCGAGCCAAAGGCAACCGAGCCAAAGGCGUUCGAGCCAAAGGCAAUCAAGCCACCCAUCAUCGGCCGUGUCCCACCGGAGCAUCUUGCGGAAUCCCAAGAGGUCGAGGGCACCCUGUUCGCCUCUGCGAGGGUGUACAUCAUCGGGGAUCGGUUUGCGGUCCCGGCCCUCAAAGCCUUCAGCCUGAUGCGAUUCAGCGCUGCAGUCUCGCACAUCACUCUUUGGCUUUUGGGUGACGGCAGCCAAUCAAGGCGACCCAUAAUUUAUCAUGUCCGGAAGCUAGAAGAGACGGUAGACCUGAUCUACCUGAACACAGCAUCCACCGAUGUGGCGCUCAAGGAGCCCUUGUGCCGGCUCCUCCUUUGCUUGGCCAGAUCCGACCCAGGAAUGAAGGCGCGAGUCUUCCGCCUCGUCAGACGCAACGGCGAGCUUGGUGUGCACCUCCUUGCUUAUGCCGACCUGGUCGGCGGCACCUUGUACACGGGCCUACCAACAAAGGGAGAAUGCCCCCUGUGGCAGGACAUUCUCAAUUCACCCAACCGAAGGAUUCUCCAAACCCAGGAGCCUCGAGUGGAUGAAACAAGAGCGAGAUGCCGCCAUCGCAGACGAGGCCGCAGAGAGGGCGGAAGAGAAAGCGGCAAGCAUGUGAGCUACCACCGCAUACCGGCGUGUAGCCUAAACGCCUCGGACUACGCCCUGAGGAGACCACCCAAGACAUUCAGCUUGCGAUGA